GCUGCUCAUAAACCCAAAAUGGACAGCAGGAUUAUCUGUCUGAUGUUUCUGCUGGGACUUUAUGAAGGAGGAAUGGCACAAAUUGCUGCUACACCUGCCCCAACUACAACUACACCAGUUUCAACUACAACUACAACUGUCCCAACUACAACUGCUCCAACUACUACUAGACCUGCCUCUACUACAGUUACAACUCUGCCAACAACAACAGGUGGCUGUAAACCGUUACCGUGGGACGAUCUUACAGCGCUCUAUAACUCACCUGUGUUCAAUGCUGAGUGGAUGGUGACGCCCGAGGGGAACACGCCUGUCCUCGCAGGAUUCAUCGCCUGCAGUGGAGUCAGGGUGACUUUGUGUGACGGCUCAAAGUGGCUCAUUCACCAAGAGCCUGACGAUGACGUAGUAGUGAGCAGCGCCACCUACCUGUCUGUCACAUGGUCGACACAAUGCAGCCACAAUUUCUCUGGACAAAAGACUGUGUCCGACAUGGUGAAUGCUGCUGGAGAGUCAUACAGUUUCCUGUUUGACUGCAACAUCAUGUCCAUAACGAUCAUGUGGCCGACUACAACUGCCCCAUCUACUACUACAACUGCCCCAUUUACUAAUACAACUGCCCCAACUACUACUACAACUGCCCCAUCUACUACUACAACUGCCCCAUUUACUAAUACAACUGCCCCAACUACUACUACAACUGCCCCAUCUACUACUACAACUGCCCCAUCUACUACUACAACUGCCCCAUCUACUACUACAACUGCCCCAACUACUACUACAACUGCCCCAACUACAACUACACGUGCCCCAACUACUACUACAACUGCCCCAACUACUACUACAACUGCCCCAACUACUACUACAACUGCCCCAUCUACUACUACAACUGCCCCAUUUACUAAUACAACUGCCCCAACUACAACUACACCUGCCCCAACUACAACUACCCCAUCUACUACUACAACUGCCCCAACUACUACUACAACUGCCCCAUCUACUACUACAACUGCCCCAACUACUACUACAACUGCCCCAACUACAACUACACCUGUUCCAACUACGACUAGACCUGCCGCUACUACAGUUACAACUCCUUCUACUACAGUUACAACUCCUUUUACUACAACCACAGCUCUGCCAACAACAACAGGUGGCUGCAAAAAGUUCACAAAAUAUGAGCUGUCAAAGGAGGAGCUUACGGAGCUCUUUAACUCACCUGUGUACUACGCUGAGUGGAUGGUGAGGCCCCUGUGGAAGCUGCCUAUUGUCAUAGGACCCAUCUCCCACAGUGGAGUCAGGGUGACUUUGUGUGAUGGCUCAAUGUGGCUCAUUCAUAAAGUGCCUAAAAAUGGCACAGUAGUAACCAGCGCCACCUACAUGUCUGACAGGUGGUCGACAAAAUGCAGCAAGGAUUUUAAUGGAGAAAAGACUGUUUCUGACUUGGUGAAUUCCGGUGGAAAGUCAUACAAUUUAAUCUUUAACUGCCAUGUCGCGUCCAUAAAAAUGAUGGUUUAGUGAUGUGGCCCAUGCUGCGUCAGUUCUUCCAUACACAUUUAUUUAAAGCUACAGUAUGUAACUUUCUAGAGGUGGAAUGUCACCUGGAUGCUUCCAUGGAAAUAAAAAGUUAAAACCAGACUCCAGAACAUUCCUGCAAUUAUGCCAUAACUACAGGAUGCCAUAUUGUGGUAGGUGACAUAAAAGUCAGGUUUGUGGAGAUGCGAGCCCCCUUAGAGAAAGGAUGCAUAUUUUUGUAUGUUUUUUUCAGUGCAAGAAGCACAACAAAAAUGAUGGAAAUUUUUUUUUAUUUUUGUCUAUUUCAGGCAAAAAACUUACAU
Periophthalmus magnuspinnatus is the source of this 1832-nucleotide messenger RNA. Its product is annotated as integumentary mucin C.1-like. Bases 19 to 1512 code for a protein of 497 amino acids. The transcript has 8 exons. The record is from RefSeq and is a predicted model, not a curated record. Lineage: Eukaryota; Metazoa; Chordata; Actinopteri; Gobiiformes; Gobiidae.